Messenger RNA from Sarcophilus harrisii (Tasmanian devil), 2859 nucleotides. RefSeq names its product disintegrin and metalloproteinase domain-containing protein 20. Gene Ontology annotation, biological process: male gonad development; proteolysis. The transcript has a single exon. Gene Ontology annotation, molecular function: metalloendopeptidase activity. Bases 193 to 2331 code for a protein of 712 amino acids. Lineage: Eukaryota; Metazoa; Chordata; Mammalia; Dasyuromorphia; Dasyuridae. Gene Ontology annotation, cellular component: external side of plasma membrane; sperm head plasma membrane; plasma membrane. The record is from RefSeq and is a predicted model, not a curated record.
UUCCCAACUUCCUCCAGCCAGGCUUGCAGCCUGAGGUUCAAGAACCUCGAGCCAGGUGGAGCACGCGGGAUCGAAGGGGGUGGAUGACCCAGGUGAGGCGCCUCCGGGGACGGGGCGGACCGCAGCAGUGGGGACUUUUUUGUGUCUCACGCAGCUGACCUUCCCGGUGGCUCGGCUAUCCCUUGGGGGCUCAUGGGGCCCGCCAAGGCCGGGCCCAUCUUGAGCUUCCCCUUCCUGGUGCUCGGGCUCGGGGCGCUCCUGGCCCACGUUGUUGGCUUCCAGCGCCGGCCUGGCUGGCGCUUCGCCUCCGCUGAGGUGGUGAUUCCUUUGCAGCUGCGCAGCUCCGACCACAGGGAGAGCCCUGGACGUCUCUCCUACGCGCUGCACUUCGGGGGCAGGAGACAUGUGGUCCACCUGCAGCUUAAGAAGCUUCUGCUGCCCAGGCACCUGCCAGUCUUCACUUAUACUGACCAAGGGUCCGUCCAGAUGGACCAUUCUUUUGUCCCUAAAGACUGCUACUACCGAGGCUACGUGGAGGGGAUCCUGGGCUCCCUGGCUGCUCUCAGCACUUGCCAUGGGGGUCUCCAGGGGAUGCUGCAGGUGAACUCUCUUUACUAUGAAAUCGAUCCCCUGCCCACCUCUCGCAUUUUUCAGCACCUGGUUUAUCCAAUGGAGAAUAAAAAUAGAGGUCCUGGCUGGAAGUGCGGCUUAACAGAAAAUGAAAUAGAUCGUCUGGUCUUGGAGAAAAAGGGGCUGGGACAGUCAGUGCCUAGGGCAGGGCCCAAGGACAACUGGUGGCCUCAAACCCGCUUUGUGGAGUUGGUGGUGGUAGUGGAUAAUUUUUGGUAUAAGUAUGCUUGGGAAAAUGAAACUGAGGUGAUAUUCCAAGUAUUAGAAGUAGUCAAUAUAAUAGAUUCCUUGUAUUAUCCUAUGCACGCCUACAUAAGUUUGAGUGGAGUGGAGAUCUGGACAAAUAACAACCCAGUGGAUUUUAGUAAUGGCAUAAAGGUAGCUUUGGAUAUAUUUUCUCAUUGGAAACAAGUAAUUAAUGAGCGUUUGCCACAUGAUGUUGCCCACCUAUUUGUUCGCUAUAACUUUGGUGGGGACAAGGGUUUAGCUUAUGUUGGUACAAUCUGCCACGAUCUAAAGUCAGUUGGAAUUGAUGCAUAUGUCGAGGAUAACUUGUUGGAAUUCUCCAUCACUGUUGCCCAUGAACUGGGUCAUAACCUUGGCAUGGUUCAUGACUAUGACUUCUGCAUCUGUGCACAAAAGCAAUGCAUCAUGUACUCCAAUUUCAGCUUAACGGAUGUCUUUAGCAACUGUAGUUUUGCUAGUUAUUUUGAUCAGUUUAAUGAACUGUUUGUGGAAUGUUUAAUAAAUCCACCAGAGCCUCACAAGAUUGCUGCUACGAAGCUAUGUGGUAAUAAGGUGGUCGAAGAGGGAGAAGAAUGUGACUGUGGAUCAGUAAAAGAAUGUAGCAAGGAUUCUUGUUGUAAACCGGGUUGUACCCUGAAGCCCCAUGCUAACUGUGCUUCUGGACUGUGCUGUGUAAAUUGUAAAAUUGCACCAGCUGGAACCCUUUGCAGACCCCCUAGGACACCAUGUGACCUUCCAGAGUACUGCAAUGGAACUUCGGUACUGUGCCAGAAAGAUUUUUACAUGCAGGAUGGAACUCCAUGUACUAGAAAUGCUGUGUGCUAUCGAAGUAUUUGCAGUGACAGAAUUCAACAGUGCAAAGCUAUCUUUGGUGAAACAGCCUAUGAUGCUCCCCUGAUCUGCUACAAAGAAGCAAACAUAAUAAGUGAUCAAUUUGGGAACUGUUCUUUAGAUGGUCAUACAUACAGGAAGUGUGACACAGCCCAUGUUUUGUGUGGCAGACUGCAAUGUAUCAAUGUCAGCCAGAUUCCCCACUUAGAGGAGUUUGAUACUAUAUUCCAAGUUUAUGUGAAUGGAGUUAUGUGCGUUGGAAUGGACUUUCACAUGGGGAAGGAGGCUGGAAAUGUAAUUAAUGGUGCAGUGUGUGGUCAUGGAAAAAUCUGCCUGAAUAAGAAAUGUGUUGAUUAUUCUGUACUGAAUUAUGACUGUGCAGCCAAGAAGUGCAGUUUUAAUGGUAUAUGUAACAACAAGAAAAAUUGUCACUGUCUAAAUGGGUGGGAUCCCCCAUUCUGCCUUAAAAGAGGAUUUGGUGGAAGUAUUGAUAGUGGGCCUCCUCCAAAAUGGAAAGCAAAUUACUUUUUCAUUAUUUGCUGUCUAGCUUCUCUCUCUUUGGGUUUUUAUGGAACAUUAAUGGUGAUUAUCUUUUUAGCAAGAAAAUCAGCAUUGCUCAUCUAGAAAGGAACAGCCUUUGUAUAAAUAAAGUCAGAAACCAAUGGAAGGAUCUAUCCCUAUCAGUAAUAUCCUCUAAUAGAGAAAAAUUCUCAUUCAGAAAAAGGAAAAAAAAAAUUCUGCUUCAAUAAUGUACAUUUCAAACAUAUCAAAUAAAGCUUCUGAAGGGAGUUUUGUCAUGGAGUUGAACCAAUCAGGAUUGACCCCUCAAAUAUCUUUAGUUACUUUUGUGAUGUAAGGGUCAGGCCAAAAUUUUUGAAUAUUAGUAAGCCCUGGGUGACUCAUCCUGGGAGCCCACUUCAAGGCACUCCUCCCUUCAAGGAGGGGAGAUAAGUAUUAGCUAGUAUAGUCAGUUACCUCUAGAUCAGAGCUUAUAAUUGCUUAUUCUCCCUUCUCUAGUCAGGGUAUGACCUUGGAAACAGCAUCUCUUUAUGGCCUUAGAACCACAGAGCAUAACAGUGAAACAAAGGGAGCCCUAACAUCUGCCUACCAUAGGUAGGAGGACUCUUUAAAAAAAUUAUAGCUUUUUAUUGA